Molecule: messenger RNA, 8939 nt
Organism: Brassica rapa (field mustard)
Lineage: Eukaryota; Viridiplantae; Streptophyta; Magnoliopsida; Brassicales; Brassicaceae
Product: pre-mRNA-processing factor 39-like
Biological process (GO): mRNA 5'-splice site recognition; RNA processing
Cellular component (GO): commitment complex; U1 snRNP; U2-type prespliceosome
Molecular function (GO): protein binding; pre-mRNA 5'-splice site binding
Source: RefSeq, a predicted model, not a curated record
AACGGACAAGGCCUUGUGCGUUUAUCAAAGAGCAGUGCAGUGGAUGAGUUGAAGUAUUCAGUGGAUUUCUGGUUGCAUUAUUGCACUCAUGUCAUAAAUACAUCUGAUGAUAUAGCAUUCAUCAGAGAACUCUUCGAAAGAGUUUUGGAGUACGUAGGAUACCUUGAAUAUGAGUCUACACUGCCCAAGGACUUUAGCCGUCUUGCAAUGAUUUACACCAGAAUAUUGGAGAAUCUUAUUCAUAGUCUUGAUAGAUAUUUCGACAGUUUUAAAGAAUUAGCUCAAGCAUUGCCUCUGUCGGAACUAAGGAGUGCUGUGGCAGUUGCUGGUACUACCAGCGGAAAAUCUCAAACUGAUCCAGAGGAGUUGAUAAAAUACAGAAGCCAAGUUACAAAAGCCAAAGAGUUUGAAUCUAAGAUCAUUGGUUUUGAAACAGCUAUAGGAAGAAGACCCAGUUUCAAUGUGCAGCCACUCAGUGUUGAAGAGCGGGAGAACUGGCACAACUAUCUUGAUUUCAUAGAGAGUGAUGGAGACUGGUCUAAGGUCUUCCAUCUCUAUGAAAGAUGCAUAGUUGCUUGUGAAAGUUACCCUGAAUAUUGGAUUCAAUAUGUAUUAUUAUCCAUGAAAGCAAGGGGAAGAAUGGAUAUUGCAAACCAAGCCCUUGCUCGAGCAAUUAAAAUAUAUCUCAAGAGACAACCAAAAAUGCAUCUUUUUGCAGCUGAGUUUAAAGAGCAUAAUGGGGAUAUCACUGGCGCAAGAGCCUCGUUUCAACUACUGUAUUCUGAAAUAUCCCCAGGACAUGUCGAAGCAGUAAUGAGACAUGCCAACAUGGAACAUCGCAAUGGAGAUUCGGAUGGUGCUUGCUCCGUGUAUGAUGAUGUGAUUGCUCUUGAAAGGAGCAAAAAAGACUCUAUAUUACUGCCGCUUCUGUAUUCUCAGUACUCAAGGUUUUCAUAUUUGGUGUUGAAUGAUGCUGAGAAAACUAGGAGUAUUGUAGUGGAAGCACUUGACCACGUGAAACCGUCAAUAGAGUUGAUCCAAGACGAGCUGUUGCAUUUGGAGUCUGUUCUGCCGCUUCCAAGAAAUAUUGAUCAGUUUAAGCCACUUAUCGAAAAAUUUAUUAAUCCAAAUGCAGCAGAGAUGCAUAUUGAUCAGUUUAAGCCACUCAUACAUAAUAUUGUUUAACAUAAUUGUUUAUAAAACCUAUCAACAGAGCAUUGAAACAAUGUUUGUCAACGAGAUUGAGACAUGGGCGCCUACUCUUCCUGUUAAGAGAGCCGUUGUUGAUUUUUCCUCUCCAAACAUUUUCAAGAAAAUGCAUGUUGGUCAUGUUAGAUCAACAAUCAUCGGUGACACCAUAGCUCGAAUGCUAGAGUAAUCAAAUGUUGAAGUUCACCGCAGAAACCAUGUUGGUGACUGGGGAACACAGGUACGCUCGCUCUUUGUCGUGGUUUCGUAAACGUUGGAAACAGAGUGCUGCUGUAUCCAAAAUCCAGAUUCAAAGAGACUAAGCACUAAAGCUUAUUCUGCGGUUUAGAAUGUUAAUUUUAAUAAAUCUUUGAGAAGUUCCCUGAUUCAGAUCGUGCGGGUAAUAUAUGCACUGGUGAUCUAAAGGAAUGGACACCAGUGGAGAUAGUCCAAGCAGCUGAGGCAGUUGGAUAUGGUGCGGUGAAGCAAGUAGUCAUCUCUAUUCUACUGCAUGCUGUGAUGACUAUUUUUUACCAAAACCAAAUUUGAUAUAUGUUUUCAUGCGUUACCACUAGCUUGCGGUUUCGUUUAAUUUCAUUUCAGAGUAUGGCAGUAUGCUGACCUGAAGAACAACAGAUCGACUCCUUCUACUUUCGGUUAUAACAAUAUGAGGACAAGGUGCUGAACUUACUAGCUAGUUUUUUUUUUGUGCAGUCACCUAGUCUGCUUAUUGAACAUUUUGAUCAUAUUGUCAUGAGCAGGGAGAGACAGCCGUUUACGCCAAUGCUCGGAUCUGUUCAAUCAUCAGAGAGUCUGUAAAAGAAAUUGAUGACUUGAAAAAGUAUAUUUUUAGCCCACAUGAACUCAAAUUGCUUAAUGUUUUCGUCUUCUGUUUCAAUAUAUACUUUACUGCAGACAGGAAAGCUAGCAUUGGAUCAUGCCCAUGGAAGAGCACUGGGGCUACAUCGCUUGCUGAUUUUUUUUUUGAGAUUAAAACAAAAUGCUUAUAUUAGAUAUUUAACUUCUUUUUUUCAUGGUAAUAUAAGAUGAACAAGUGCACAGCCCAUGUGUGAGUGUUAUGUAGACGGUUAAAGAAGCGUGCACCGAAUUGUUUCCUAACGUGUUGUGCAAGUAUCUUUACAAUUUAUCUGAACACUUCAACAAAUUCUACCUCAUGGUCCACAUCUAUCGGGUAAGCCUAUCACCAAGAGAGUCUACGUUUCUACGUAGCCUAAUAUUGCGACAGUAGACUGCAUCAUAGCUGCAAAAUUAACGAACCAUUUUUCUAAUCAUUCACUUGAAAUAUUCAUUUGUUGGUAUUCUCUUGUAGUCUGUUCGCAAAUGUUACCCGAUAUAUUUUCACUGUAAGCGAAUCGAUGUGGUAUUAAUAUGUUUUGGUUUACUCGAACCGGUUUGGGUAAAUGGCUACUAUCUGUCUGGUUCACGUGGGGGUGGGGGACCAGCCAAGCGGUGACGUUCUAUAGUGACAGUGGCAUGAGGAAGACCAUAAACGGAAAACACGGAAACGGGUGUGUUCUUAAGGGCGUAUGCGAAGUCGACGACCAGACUACAUGGCUCUGUUCUAAUUAGGAUCCAAUUGUAUCUUCCCACGUGUCCCUGUUGGUCCAGUACGGUCCACUCGACAUGUAGUUUUCAGGCGUGUCUAUUACCCAAGUUGACAUGAGAGAGGGUUCCAUGAAUAUUAAAUAAUAUACCUUCUUAUAAACUAAAUUAUGUAUUUUGAAAACAAACUGUAAACGAAAAAAAAAACUGUAAACGGAUAAGUUAUCCCUUUGCAUAAAUAGCUAACAUAAAAUAGUUUUUUUUUUUUUUUUUUUUUGGCUAAAGCUGUAAAUAUCAUAUAAAUGAAAGUAGUUUUUACAAGGAAAAACAAAUGUUUGAUCCAUCUUGACAAAAAAGAAGAAAAAACAAGUGGGAUCACCAACUUAAACCAAAAGAAAAGCAUGCUUUAUCUCAGCCAUAACUCUAUAAGAGAACUGAACCCCUUACGAUGUCUCUUGGCGGAGAUAAUGUUCUUCAUCUCUCUAUCUAUGCUAACAUAAAAUAGUUGAGGUUGUGCAUGUCUUACUAAGGUAAGUGGUGGAAAGCAACGUACGCGAAAGAUAAAAACUAUAUGAAAGCUAGAUGCGAUUGUUUCUGAAAAAACAAUCACACAAGUUAGGUGCGAUUGUUAAAAGAAAUUUAAUUACUCUUAUGGGUUAAUCAUUAUUGUAUUCAGUUGAUUGUUAAAUAGGGGUCCAUGUGUUAGCUCAAUCAUUUUCAUAAUCAAAGGGCCCUACUAUUUCCUGAUAUAUGCUCCGCUCGUGAACUAGCUGUGACUGAUUGACUCUAUACACUGUAACUCACGAACCUUUCGAUCUUGUUUUAUUUUGAAUGGUAUGAUUAACAAUAUUUUUUUUGCUUAAGGCUUUUGUUUUUGCUGAAGGAUAAUUAACAAUAUUACAUAUAUAUGUCAGUCUCAUGUUUGGGAAAAUUCAGACCACUUUCGUAGGCAAGUAAGAAAACGAAAUCAAUCAGACCUUGGUUUUUAGUUGAACGUCCAGAUCUGUCAUCUAUCAUCAUAAUCAGUCAUUACUAUCAUUCAAACUUGUUAACACAUGCAUGUUUUCAAAUGAUCUAGAAAAUAGUUAUUUAUGUGGUGUCAGAAUAUGAUUUUUAUUAUACUAUAAUCUAAGCCAUGCAUAGCUGACAUGGAGACAGGGACGUAUAAUCUUUUAUAGACCCAUAAUUUCUGGACAGUUGAGAAAGAUAAUUUAUACAUGCCUAUCAAAGUUUCUUUUUUUUUUUUUUUGAAAAAGGGUUCCUAUCAAAGUUUCAUCUAUACUAGUAUUUUAUUUUAGUGUCAGCCUUACUGUUUAGCUUCUAGUUUACUGAAUAUAGACGUGAGUAAGUUUUUGUUCUAUAUUACGAGAGGUUCAUAUUCAAUGUAAUUAAUUUUAAAAAGAAAUUCAAUGUGUGAUUGUGAAUAUGCUUACUAUGUAAGAAGAUUUUUUUUCAUUCAAUCUGGGGUUAUCUAGGCCGAGAUCAAACUAAUUUCCUGAAAAAUUAGUACUGACGACUAAUCCGGUCUUGAGUUUUUUAACGAAGCCUGAAGCAUGUUUCCAUUUUCAUCUCAUCAAGCAAAUAAUAACUUAGUUUCUGGCAGAACUCGAACCUAUAACCGACUUGAUUUAUAUCUUAUUUCCAAAUUCUUCUAUUCCCACAAGACUACUACUGCUUAGUUUAUGAAAGAAGGUUUAGUUUAGUAACAUAUGAUCUCGUGGUUGUGUGUUCUAUAUCAUCAAAAGAAAGAAGAAGAAAAACAAAAGAAAAAAAAAUUAGGUUAUACUCAAAUUUGAUUUACACAAAAAUUUAGUGGGUUUCUUGUCAAGUUUUGAUGUGUGGGGUGAGCUGGUGUUUCAUAUUGGGAAGAUGAUCGGACAAAUCACGUUAAGAAAAGCUAAAUAAUUCCGGAAUAAAACAAGAACAAGACAAAAAAGACGAAACAUUUUUAAAUUCUUAUAAAUUUCUUUUAAAUAUUUUAGACAACCAAUUAAUCUGUUCAUGAGACAUGCUCUUUGUGUGGUAAUUCGAAUUACUUUUUAAAUGCACUCUCUCUUUUGAGAUUAAUUGUUUUAGAUUUCAACACACAGAUUUAAAGAAUUUUUAGUUUUGUAUAUUAACUAAAUAAAAACAUUAUUACCAAUACAUUAACCACAUUUCAACUAACUAAAAAAUAAAUAAAUAUAUAAAAUCAAUAAAUUUUGUAUUAAAAUAUAAAAUGAUAUUUAUUUUGAAACAAAAUUUAUAUCUUAAACAGAGAGAGUAUGAUAUACUAUGGCUUACGAAAAUAAAUUAGGUAAAUCGUUUGGCAGUUUAUGCACAUGACGGCCACCAACGUGUCGUAAAAUUUCUAGCACCUCGUAUGAAAUAAUAUGUAAAUGAACAAGAGCACACUAUUAUCAGACUUUUUAUCAUCUAGACAUUUUCUGUUAAAAAAAAAAUCAUCUAGAAGUUUAUUAAUUAACACCAACCAUAAAAGAUUACAGAGCCAGAAAAAACAGAUAGAUAUAUUGAAAAAACGACGCUCCCUCUAACCUUGGAAGACAAAUCUCUGUAGCUCGCUUGUCUCCGGCGCCGGUGGUCCUUUUAGCCGGUGUCGGAAGACUCCCACUUUAUUUCUUCUCUUCUCAGCUCUGUCACUCUCUCUUUAUCUCCCUCGGCCUUGCCGUUCGUCAUUGGCUUGGUACGCUGCUGAAAGUUUCUUCCUCUACUCGUGUAGAUCUAGGAGUUUUGGCUUGGGUGUAGCCAGAUCUGGUUCAAUGGCGACGAGCGGGACUAGGGUCUGUCGAUGGGGUCGGUUUCGUGGAGGCCGGAAUCUAGGGUUUGCGCUGCAGCUCUCACCGGUUAUUUAGGCGGUACCGGGGUGGUGGAGAGGGAAGCGUUGUGGGUCGGCAUCAACCCUAUCUCAUCGCUUGCUUAGAUCUCUGGCGGGAGCCUCAGUUUUUCUGGAUCUAGGAUUCUGACUUGAGGGUGACAGCGUGUGGCGCUCCGGUGAGGUUUGUUCUCGCGGAUCCGUGGUGGUGGUGUGGCUUUGAGGUCGCUCUAUGGGUUCGAGUCUUAUGGGCUUGGUGUUCAAAUCUCGGUACUUGGUUCCUUGGUGGCGCGUGGAACCGAGUUGGUUUUGUCUUUCGGAGAUCCUGCGGCUUGUUAUAAGCUGUGGGCAUGGGUGCGAAGCUUGCUCGCUCGGAGUUGUUAACCGGGUUGGGUUUUCUUUUGUGGAAGCUUGUGUCGGGUACAACGCGGCAUCCGCUUGAUUGUUGGGCUCGUUCUUCUUAGGUCUUUCUCGGAGCGGUGGCAGCUCUCUUGUCAUCAUUUCCCAUAAUAAAUGGUGAACUUUCGGUGUGCUUGGUGGUGAGUCUCAGUGGUGUGCGCCUUCCUGAUCAGGAGGUUUAUUCCGAGUUAGCUCUUCCGCUUAGGCGCUAUGCCGAUGGCUCCUGAACCUGUCAGUAGUUUGUUUCUUGGAGAGAACUAGUGAGUUUGUGGACGAUGUAUGAGCUUCACUAGGGCUUUCUAGCUUUCUUGUUAGCUUGGUGGAACUUCACCGGAGGUUGUGUUCUCGCUCAGUCUGGCGGCUCUAUAUGAGCUUUUGGUUAAAAGGGUGUACACGAUCCUGGGGUGGUUGGUUGGAGGCAGCAAUCUUCAAUUGUCCUUUCCAAACGACGACAUCGCUGGUUCAGUGCCUUCCUCGUGCUGCUGGUGCGAUUCUUCUUGGGUUAGUAAGCGGGUUGGAGAUUGUGAUUCUUUGUGCAGGUUGUGGCUUUUGGGUCUUCGGAAGCUGUAAGAGCCGUGUGUUUCAAAGUUUGAGGGCGCCUUUCUCUACGGUAGCUCGCGGCAACUGAUACUCACUUCGUUCAUGCCUGUUUCCUCUGGUCCGUCAUUGUUCCGAUGAUGUCUUGUGCAAAGUCUCAGUCUUUGUUUCUUUCCUGUUGAUCUUUCUCGCUGUUUGGUUCUUUUGUUUAGAUUAAAUUCUGCAAGUCUAUUUCUCGUGUAUCUUUGUAUUUUUGUAAAAAAUUGAAAAACUGGUAAUAAUAUUUAACAUUUUACCAAAAAAAAAAAAAAAAAACAGAUAGAUAUAUCCCUAGAAACAUACUUGGUAGAAAACAAGAUUUCUCCAAAACCAGAGCCCUCGACUAGGGAAGCAAACGAAGCACAUUACAACAUUCAAACCGACAGUACUAUUAUCAGAUUAAUAUGAUACUAGCUAGUAUUUAUUACUGCCAAUUUGUUAGCCUUUUUCACUAUAGAGGUAUUAUAUAUUAAUUCUAGAUGGAUGGAUGUCACCAAAUUUAGUGACAAUAUAUGACGAAUUAAAAAAAAUUGUUUCCACAUUAUGUUAGAUUCAUAACUUCAACGUAACUUAUAUGGUGCAAGUUAUCAAAAUCAUAACUUUGUAUUUGUGGUUUACAUGUUAUGCAUCUCACCUGACCUAAUUUACUAUAGACCCAUAUAUAAUUUUAUGUACACCUAUAUAUAAUUAGCGUAUAAGAAAACGUGUGUUUAUUUUGACCCAAAAAAGUGUGUUUAUAUGCCAAAAACUCAUAAAAUAUAUCAACAAUUUAAACUAAUUCCAAAUUCUAUAAGGUUUUUUAUGGUUUACAGUUACAUAAUGUACUCGAAAGUGGAUCAAGGAGCUGGAACUACAUAGGCAAUAUAAUUAGAUUUUCAGGUAAAGAAACACGGAGUGUGUUGACGAACAAGUCAACUAUUUAUAUUUUAUACAGCUAAUUAGAUAUUAUGUUUUUGGUCUUCAUUAUUCAUCACCUUAUCAUGUCAUUUCAAAUUAUUAUCACUACUUUAUUUAUUUGUAUAUAUCGCAUGACUUCUAUUGGCUAGACGGCCUUUUAAUUAGAAUGUUGAAAACAAUCCACUACUCUUCGUUUUCCGAAUUAUUAGUGUUUCUUUUCAACUUUUCAUCAUAUAUACACGCCGUAUAAAUAUUAAAACCCACAGAUGUGUACAUUUUUUCAGUAAUAUUGUAUUUGUGAUAUUCUAGAUUAAAAGCCAUAUAUGUGUAUAAUUUUCAAGUAAUUGUGUAUAUGGAUCAUUUUUGUUUGAACACCAGUGUAUAUGGAUCAUAAAGCAAGAAUUAGGGCAUGCUGCACUGACAAUGAUUAAUCCAUUUAAAUUCUUUUCAGCAAUCCAUCUACUGAUCAAUGUGAACGCUCUCAUUGCUUUUUUUAUUUUGACAUGAAAAGCAUCAAAUCGAAAUAAAAAAGGAAAGAUGCAAUAUAAAGGUUACCUUUUAUCCCAAAACCUCUAAAUAUUAAUCAAUGUCUCAAUCAUAUAGCUUAACUCAGUAAAUGACAGUGUAAACUGUAAAGCUGUAAAAGUAAUUAAACUCAACUAAAAAUUAUUCACGUUUAAAUAAAUAGAGGAUAUACUCAUAUCAUAUACAGUUCACUAAAAUUUUGGUCGGCAAUUAUUAUAAUGGACCACAAAUAAGUAUUUGUGUCACAAAACGUUUUCUGUGUGUGACAUAAACUAGUAAUUCUGAUUCAUGACGAGUAAGAAAAAUAGUGAAAUUUGUUAUUCCAAAGCAAAAUAAUGGAGUAAAUGAAUUCAAAUAUGUCUACUGCUUCUUGGCUCUCGAGAGGCUAAAAACUACUAGUAUAAAAAUAAAAUUGCAAAGCUUUUCACAGAGCUUGUGAGAAAGUUAUAUAAUUUGCUACAUUUACCAAGAUUAAAAGAAAAGAUAAACUUUCAAUGAUUAAGAUUUUGCGAAAAAAACAAAAUUGAAAAAAUACGGAAAACAAAUUUGCAGGUAAUGAUAAAGAAAGGACAGAUUGCUCUUCGCUUGUAAGGGGAAAAUAAUACAAAAAGCAGAAAAUGCCAUAUUUUUCUUAGCGGUAGGGUUCUCUUUUAUUUUUCUCUAUUUUAUUUUAUAUUUUGAUUUUUUGGGGUUUCAAAUACACGGAGAGAAAGAUAAAAAAGUUUAUCUUGUCCACAAUCUCUCUUUCUACUUCUAGACGAAGUCUCGUUGGUUUCAAACAUGAAGCAGAAAAGUGGAUAGAGGUUGUCUCUUGGGUUGAAGCCAAAGAAGGAAGUUUAUAUAUAUUACACAAACUAAAAUGAAAGAAAGAAGUUAGGAUUAUAUAUAGAGACUCUUUUCUUGUAUGUAUCUGUUUAAUCUUCUCUUUUGUCUUCGUUUUUUUAUCAGUAUAUAAAUAGAUCUGAAGAAGGUUGUCUGU